Molecule: messenger RNA, 1474 nt
Organism: Pseudopodoces humilis (Tibetan ground-tit)
Lineage: Eukaryota; Metazoa; Chordata; Aves; Passeriformes; Paridae
Gene: TCEA1
Product: transcription elongation factor A1
Biological process (GO): positive regulation of transcription by RNA polymerase II; transcription elongation by RNA polymerase II; DNA-templated transcription
Cellular component (GO): nucleus
Molecular function (GO): nucleic acid binding; zinc ion binding
Source: RefSeq, a predicted model, not a curated record
GGCGCUCGAUCCGCGCUGCCUGGCGCCGCCCGGGCCGCCGCCGCCAUGGCCACGGAGGACGAGAUCAUCCGCAUCGCCAAGAAGAUGGACAAGAUGGUGCAGAAGAAGAACGCGGCUGGAGCUCUUGAUCUAUUGAAGGAGCUUAAGAAUAUUCCCAUGACCCUUGAGUUACUACAGUCUACCAGAAUUGGAAUGUCAGUGAAUGCAAUACGCAAGCAAAGCACAGAUGAAGAGGUUACGUCUUUAGCAAAAUCUCUUAUCAAGUCUUGGAAGAAGCUGUUAGAUGGACCUUCAACUGAUAAAGAUUCUGAAGAAAAGAAAAAGGAGCCUGCAUCUUCCUCACAAAACAGCCCUGAAGCCAGAGAAGAAAGCAGUUCAAGUAGCAAUUCCAGCAGCAGGAAGGAGGAGGGUAGUGCUCCCUCAAAUUCUUUCAUCCCUUCUUUUCCCCGGGCACCAAGCACUUCAGACUCUGUAAGAGUGAAAUGUAGAGAAAUGCUCUCUGCAGCUCUCAGAACAGGAGAUGAUUACAUUGCUAUUGGUGCUGAUGAAGAAGAGCUGGGUUCUCAGAUUGAAGAAGCUAUUUUUCAAGAAUUAAAAAACACUGAUAUGAAAUACAAAAAUAGGGUACGAAGUAGGAUAGCGAAUCUCAAGGAUGCAAAGAACCCUAACCUAAGGAAAAAUGUAUUAUGUGGAAACAUUCCUCCUGACAAGUUUGCCAAAAUGACAGCAGAGGAAAUGGCAAGUGAUGAGCUGAAAGAAAUGCGCAAAAAUCUGACCAAAGAAGCCAUCAGAGAGCACCAGAUGGCUAAAACAGGAGGUACCCAAACUGAUCUGUUUACAUGUGGCAAGUGCAAAAAGAAGAACUGUACAUACACCCAGGUUCAAACCCGCAGUGCUGAUGAACCCAUGACAACGUUUGUUGUCUGUAAUGAAUGUGGAAACAGAUGGAAGUUCUGUUAGAAGAAGAAGUUGUCAAGACAUCUGGACCAGUAUGAACGAGGAUUUUGUAAUUAGCUUUAAAAAUUAGGCUAAGCAUCUAGCUUCCUGCAAAUGAGAGGGUUUUUUGUUUUUUCUUUUAUUUCAAAACAGCAUACAUGCCUCAAGUUAGCCUUUGUUUUGACACAACCAUCAUUUCCUCUAAUGCCUUCCUAUAGCUGGUAGUCAGUAGGGCCAGGUUGCUCAAUUGUUUGGUGAAUUUUAAAAUAUUUUUUCAUUUUUAUAAGUAAGUUGACAUUAAACUUUUACCAGUUAAACAUUUUGUAACUGUCUUGUUUUUUUCUAACUGUGUGAGUAAUGUACUGUAUUUUUUGUGGUCUGAAAUAUACACACUCCUCCUGUGUGUAUUUUGCCUCUCCACAUUUGCUCAGUUGUUAGAAUGGAAUUUGUUUCUCUCUGCUCUGUUCACUUUGCUUUGCAAGUAGAAAGGUAUAUAAGUUCAUCAUAACAUUAAACUCAGCUGUCAACUAAAACACAA